Molecule: messenger RNA, 2191 nt
Organism: Poecilia latipinna (sailfin molly)
Lineage: Eukaryota; Metazoa; Chordata; Actinopteri; Cyprinodontiformes; Poeciliidae
Product: palmdelphin-like
Exons: 8
Coding region: 196-1869 (557 amino acids)
Biological process (GO): regulation of cell shape
Cellular component (GO): cytoplasm; membrane
Source: RefSeq, a predicted model, not a curated record
CAGGCACACAGCGCAGCUCUAUGACAGAUAAAGACGCAGAGAGAGAGAGGUGGAGGGGGAGAUCUGAAUCGCUCCCAGCCUACACAUUCUCCCAGCAGCCUCAGCCCCAGUAAUGUUGAGUACGCUGUGAGAGUGAGCUCUACCUCUCUGAAACACUCUGCUGUUGGAGGAAAGACAAAGCUAAAACCUCCCACCAUGGAAGAAGCGGACCUGCUGAAGGAGAGACUCCAGGCAAUCACAGACAAAAGAAGAAUCCAAGAAGACAUUGCCAAGAAAAGAAGACAGAUUGAAGAGGAGAAACUAAAACUCCAGUACAUCAAGAAGAAAUCCCUGCGGGAGCAGUGGCUGAUGGAUGGGCUCAGUCAGCAGUCGGAGGAGGAGCAGCAGGCUAUGAGGCUCCAGGCUCAGGAUGAGCAGCAGCAGAGUGAUCAGCUGCAGAGCAACAUCCUCAGAAUAGAAAAAGAGAUUGAGGCAUUGGAACAGAAAGAGCUCAGCAUCUCAUUCAAUGAAGAGAUAGUCCUGAAGCGGUUGAAAGAGGUGGAGAGGACGCCUGAAGACAUCAUUAAGGACCUAAACGCAGAGUUCCAGCCAGAUGUGCCAUAUUCUCCUCUCAAAACCCAAAACAUCCCAUUGUUAUUUUCUCAAAGCAAAGCAGAAAUCCCUGGAGUUAAAGAAGCCAACAGUGCUGAAACAAAACAAGCAACCUUUGCAAUUCAAAUCAGUGUAGAACAUAAUAACAGAACGGGCAGAAAUGAGGUGGUUUCUUCAGCGACCGUAAACCCAGACAGAAUUCACGAGAGAGGGUUAAAGGUAUACGAUGAUGGACGCACGUCUGUGUACGUGGUGCCGCUGAUGGAGGACACAGUCCCUGAUGGCGCGCUGGGAGAGAUGUCCAGCACUGAAGUGGAAGAGCUUCUGCAUCAGGUCACAGACCAAACAGUGCCUUCUGAGGUUCAGUCCCAUCAUCCGGUGUUCUCUGUGCCAUACACAGGAAACAGCAGGCCAGCAACACCAAGGGCACCAAGUCAAAUGCAUAAAGAAAAAUCAGCCUUUAUUCAAGACCUACAAGAGCAGUUACCUCCACCUAAACCUCACCAGCACUUCACUUCAGGUGCCUUUCAGCCUGAUGAGGAAGCAAAGCGGCACUGUUGUAACACUGCAGGACAAUUCAAAAAUAACAUGAAUCUAACAGGAAGGUCAGACCCUGGUGCUACAACCUCAUCAGGAUUACCCCGCAGCCAGGCAGACACCACCACUGCAGAGCCGGGUGGUCCGCUGCCACUUACUGUGAGUUCUGACGUAAUGCCUGCAACCCAGCCGAUUCACUGGGGGUUAAAUCGACUUCUACCCAAAGUCAUCAGAGACUCAACCACAGCUGAUGAGACACGGAGUGACUUCCACAUCCACCCAGCCACAGAAAACACUGUGAAGCUCUUCAACACACUGCCAGAGGAGGAAGAGGAGGAACCAGUCACAAUGAUUUUCAUCGGCUAUGAAAAUGCUCCAGAUGAAGAGGAGGAAGACAUUCAAGCUGAGCUAGUGACCAUAGGUGACAGUGAUGGUGAAGAGGAUUACAAUGAUCACCACAAGUGUCUUGGUAAUUUGCACUACAGAGAAGAACUUCUGUCCUACCACCCAGAAGGAUGCAUCAGUAAAAUCUUCCAACCCAAAGUGGGGCUAGCCAGGGCUGCUGGAGGAGGACAGCCAGCUGGAGACAGCUACACACACUGCAGGGAUCUGGAGCUCCACAAGCCAACAUUCAUCCACAUGCCAGGGAAAGGCAGCCACUCCACACAGGGCCAGGGCGAGGCGCAGCCUGCAGACUCAGGCUGCAUCAGACCGCAGCAGCUCUGCUCAACAACAAGAUGAGACAGAGUUCUGCUAGGCUUCUUUUUCUUUUAUUGGAAUUGUUUAAUUAUAGAUGCAAACUGUGUUGGAUAUUUUAAGAUUAUGUAAUGACAGGUAUUUGCCAGGAGGUGGCAAUAACAGAACGUGUCAACUGGAGUCAUUUUUAACCAGCUGGUGCUUACCUGGUCUAAGUGUAUUUAUAGUAGGCCACUGCUUAUUAAUAAGAUGCUGUUUAACUAAUGUUCAGAUUCUUCUAUUGGUUCUUUCUGGUUCUGGGUCACAGUGAUAAGUGGUUUUUCGUGUUUUAAAUAAAAAUGUUGGAUGGUGAAGCCGACAUGACAAA